UUAACGUGUGCUUUGCAGCUUGUAGGUUGUUAGCUUCUAUAAGUUGUGAAAUGCAUUCAUAGUGUUUGUAUUUAGAAGAAAUUAUCUGGAUACUUCAUUUUUUCUCAAGCUUUUACUGAUGGAUUUCAGGCUCAUGCUGUUUGGGCUCACAGGCGCCCUGCUCAGUGUUGCCUGCGCCCAAAGCCGUCAGUACUACUUUGUGAACACUUCGCUCACAUGGACAGAAGCUCAGAGCGUCUGCAGACGGAACUACACUGAUCUGGCCACUAUUGAAAGCACAGCUAAUGUUGAUGGUUUUCUAAAUACCACCUUCAGUUAUACAGGCAAGGCAUGGAUCGGUCUUUAUGAUGACACAUUAAACAGCUGGAAAUGGUCCCUAAAUGACAGCAGCUUCUACGGACCUGGAGAAUAUUCAUUUAGGAACUGGCAACCCACCCAACCCGAUGAUUAUUUUGGACAACAGCAUUGUGUUAGAAUUUACGGUUCCAGUGAUUCCUCUCUUGGCCAAUGGGAUGACAUUGGGUGCACAGAAACAAUGCAAUUUGUGUGCUAUAUGCUCGAACUGUGUGUAGUGCUUCGUCGGGUUCCUGCUGCCUUUCUCCCACACACCAUCCAGAUCAAACUUUGUUAUGGAUUCUACGUCUACAAACUUCAACAGCCAUCUACAUGCCACCUGGCAUAUUGUACAGAACCUCAACCCUUCAGAGUAUUGACACAGAGUGAGACCAGCAUCACUCUGCAGUGGAAUAAAAUCAACAACAACAUCAGCUUUGUUCUCCAGUUUAACGGCACAGAGACAAACAUCAGUGCACCAGAUGGAGAUGGACCAGUGAACUACACGGUCUCAUCUCUGACUGCUGGAACCAAAUAUACAUUCACUCUGUUUUCUGUGUUUGGAAAUGUGAGAAACACUGUAGACCAACUGACAGCUGUCACUGCUCCUCGAAAUGCAGAAGGAUUUACAAAGUCAGGACAAGAUGAUAUCAGCAUCACUCUGCAGUGGAAUAAAAUCAACAACAGCACCAGCUUUGUUCUCCUGUUUAAUGGUGUGGAGACAUUCAUCAGUGCACCAGUUGCAGAUGGACCAGUGACCUACACUGUCUCAUCUCUCACUCCUGGAACAAGCUACACAUUCACUCUGUUCUCUGUUCUUGACAACGUCAGGAGCAGUGGAGUCAGUAUUACAGCAGCUACUGGUCCUUGUACCGGCUGUCGAUGUUGUGCUUUGGGCACAGAGUGCAUCACCACCAAUGGAGUUGUUGAAUGUCUUGACCCCUGUGUGAACUACACUGUACUGAACGAUGCAUGGCGUUCAACAGAGAAUACAGACAAUUCAGUCUUACACUGUGACCGAUUCAUUGCCUGGAGUGGUUGGUAUCGCUUUUAUUUGGGGCAAAGCAGCGCUCAGAUACCAGAGAAAUGUGUAGCAGAACAAAGAUGUGGAACUCAUGCUCCUUUGUGGAUAAAUGGGGCUCAUCCAGUCCAGCUUAAUGAAACUGUAACUCGAACUGUGUGUAACGCUUGGUCGAGUUCCUGCUGCCGUUUUCCCACACACACCAUCCAGAUCAAACUUUGUUAUGGAUACUACAUCUACAAACUUCAACAGCCGUCUACAUGUUGGCUGGCAUAUUGUGCAGAACCUCAACCCUUCAGAGUAUUGACACAAAGUGAGACCAGCAUCACUCUGCAGUGGAAUAAAAUCAACAACAACAUCAGCUUUGUUCUCCAGUUUAACGGCACAGAGACAAACAUCAGUGCACCAGAUGGAGAUGGACCAGUGAACUACAUGGUCUCAUCUCUGACUGCUGGAACCAAAUAUACAUUCACUCUGUUUUUUGUGUUUGGAAAUGUGAGAAACAGUGUACAGCAACUGACAGCUGUCACUGCUCCUCGAAAUGCAGAAGGAUUUACGAAGUCAGGGCACAAUGAGACCAGCAUCACUCUGCAGUGGAAUAAAAUCAACAACAGCACCAGCUACGUUCUCCAGUUUAAUGGAUCAGAGACAUUCAUCACAGCACCAGAUGGAGAUGGACCAGUGACCUACACAGUGUCAUCUCUCACUGGUGGAACCACAUACACAUUCACUCUCUACUCUGUGUUUGAGAACGUCAGAAGCAGUGGAGUACAACUUACUGCUGUCACUGCUCCUUCAAAUGCACAAAGUUUCAUACCAUUGUCACAAGAUGAGACCAGCAUCACUCUGCAGUGGAAUAAAAUCAACGACUACACCAGCUUUGUUCUCCAGUUUAACGGCACAGAGACUAACAUCACAGCACCAUAUGGAUAUGGACCAGUAACUCACACUGUCUCAUCUCUGACUGCUGGAACCAGAUAUACAUUCACUCUAAUUUCGGUGCUUGAAAAUUUGACCAGCAGUGGAAUCAGCAUUGCAGCAGCUACUGCACCUAAAAAUGCAAAGGGCUUGAGAGCAUCAGAACAAAAUGAGAGAAGCAUCACUCUGCUGUGGAGUAAAGUCAACAACAGCACCAACUUUAUUCUCCAAAUUAACGGCUUUGAGUCGUUCAUCAGAUCACCAGAUGGAGAUGGACCAGUAAACUACACCGUCUCAUCUCUCGCCGCUGGAACCAAAUAUACAUUCACUCUUUUCUCUGUGUUUGAGAACGUCAGAAGCAGUGGAGUACAACUUACUGCUGUCACUGUGCCAGAAAAUGCAAAAGGCUUCAGAGCAUCAAAACAAGAUGAGACCAGCAUCACCCUGCGGUGGAAUAAAGUCGGCAACAACAUCAACUUUGCUCUGCAGUUUAACGGCACAGAGACAAACAUCAGUGCACCAGACGGAGAUGGACCAGUGAAACAUACAGUCACAUCUCUGACGGCUCGGACAAACUACACAUUCACUCUUUUCUCUGUGUUUGAAAACACCAGAAGCAGUGGAGUCAGCAUUCUUGCAUCUACUGAGUGCAUCACCACCAGUGGAGUUGUUGAAUGUCUUGAUCCCUGUGCCACCUACACUGUGGUGAACGAUGCAUGGCGUUCAACAGAGAAUACAGACAAUUCAAUCUUACACUGUGACCAAAACAUUGUCUGGAGUGGUUGGUAUCGCUUUUUUUUGGGGCAGACCAGCGCUCAGAUUCCAGAGAAAUGUGUAGCAGAACAAAGAUGUGGAACUCAUGUUCCCUUAUGGAUAACUGAGGCUCAUCCAGUCCAGCUUAAUCAAAUUGUAACUCGCACUGUGUGUAAUGCUUGGUCGGGUUCCUGCUGCCUUUUUACCUCACACACCAUCCAGAUCAAACUUUGUCAAGGAUACUAUGUCUACAAACUUCGACAGCCAACUGCAUGCCACCUGGCAUAUUGUGCAGAACCUCAACCUUUUAGGGUAUUGGCACAAAAUGAGACCAGCAUCACUCUGCAGUGGAAUAAAAUCAACAAAAGCACCAGCUUUGUUCUCCAGUUUAUUGGAUCAGAGACAAACAUCAGAGCACCAGACAGAGAUGGACCAGUGAACCACACAGUCCCUUUUCUCACUGCUGGAACUAAAUAUACAUUCACUCUCUACUCUGUGGUUGAGAACGUCAGAAGCAGUGGAGUACAACUGAUAGCUGUCACAGCUCCUCAAAAUGCAGAAGGAUUUACAAAGUCGGGACAAUAUAAGAGCAGCAUCACCCUGCAGUGGAAUAAGAUCAACAACAACACCAGCUUUGUUCUCCAGUUUAACGGCACCGAGACAAACAUCAGAGCACCAGAUGGAAAUGGACCAGUGACCCAUACAGUCUCAUCUCUGACUGCUGGAACCAAAUAUACAUUCACUCUGUUCUCUGUGUUUGAGAACGUCAGAAGCAGUGGAGUACAACUCGUAGCUUCCCUUGUGUUUGGAUGUAGAACAUAUUGUCUUGAUAUUUUAUUUAAUUUCAAGCUUUCACUGAUGGAUUACAGGCUCAUCCUGUUUGGGCUCUCAGUUUUUCUCCAAACAACUUCAUUGGUCUCUGUAGCUGCUGCCUCUUGUACUGGCUGUGAGUGUUGUGCUUCGGGCACAGAGUGCAUCACCACCAAUGGAGUCGUUGAAUGUCUUGACCCCUGUGCCACCUACACUGUGGUGAAAGAUGCAUGGCGUUCAACAGAGAAUACAGACAGAACAGUCAUAUACUGUGACCGAAACAUUGUCUGGAGUGGUUGGUAUCGCUUUUAUUUGGGGCAAACCAGCGCUCAGAUUCCAGAGAAAUGUACAGCAGAAAACAGAUGUGGGACCCAUGCUACGUUAUGGAUAAAUGGGACUCAUCCAGUCCAGAUUAAUGAAAUUGUAACUCGCAAUGUGUUUGGUUCCUGGUCGGGAUCCUGCUUCGCUUUUGCCUCCAUGACCAUUCAGGUCAAAGUUUGUUCUGGAUACUACGUCUACAAAGUUCAACUGCCAGUUUCAUGUUCACUGGCAUAUUGUACAGAAAUUGUGCCUUUCAAGGUACUGACACAAAGUGAGACCAGCAUCACUCUAUACUGGGGAGCAACCACCAGCAGCUUUGUUCUCCAGCAUGACGGCAAAGAGACAAACAUCAAUGCCGCAGAUGGAGCUGCAGCAGUGACUCACACAGUCUCAUCUCUCACUGCUGGAACUAGAUACACAUUCACCCUCUACACUGUGACUGGAAAUGUGAGAAAUAGUGGGGAGAAACUGACAGCUGUCACAGCUCCUCAAACUGCAGAAGGAUUUACGAAGUCAGGACAAGAUGAGACCAGCAUCACCCUGCAGUGGAAUAAAAUCAACAACAACACCAGCUUUGUUCUCCAGUGUGAUGGCACAGAGACAAACAUCAAUGCACCAGAUGGAGAUGGACCAGUGAACCAUACAGUCUCAUCUCUGACUGCUGGGACCAGAUACACAUUCACCCUCUUCUCUGUGUUUGAGAACGUCAGAAGCAGUGGACAGCAACUGAUAGCUGUCACAACUCCUCAGAAAGCAGGAGGAUUUACAAAGUCAGGACAAAAUGAGAGCAGCAUCACUCUGCAGUGGAAUAAAAUCAACAACAAUGUCAGCUUUGUUCUUCAGUAUGAUGGCAUAGAGACAAACAUCAGAGCACCAGAUGCAGAUGGACCAGUGAUCCACACAGUCUCUUUUCUCACUGCUGGAACCAGAUACACAUUCACUCUCUUCUCUGUGUUUGAGAACGUCAGAAGCAGUGGAAUACAACUUACUGCUGUCACUGGUAAGAUAUUUCAGAAACUGGAGAGUCGUUGCUUCUCUGCAUCGAAAGCAGUCAGCAGUUAG
This is a messenger RNA of Poeciliopsis prolifica (blackstripe livebearer), 5218 nucleotides long. RefSeq lists its product as uncharacterized. The transcript is spliced from 21 exons. Gene Ontology annotation, molecular function: protein binding. The coding region runs from base 119 to 5218 and encodes 1699 amino acids. NCBI's taxonomy places the organism in Eukaryota, Metazoa, Chordata, Actinopteri, Cyprinodontiformes, Poeciliidae. The record is from RefSeq and is a predicted model, not a curated record.